Neocloeon triangulifer is the source of this 2175-nucleotide messenger RNA. RefSeq names its product mucin-5AC-like. Lineage: Eukaryota; Metazoa; Arthropoda; Insecta; Ephemeroptera; Baetidae. The transcript is spliced from 4 exons. Bases 76 to 2124 code for a protein of 682 amino acids. The record is from RefSeq and is a predicted model, not a curated record.
AUCCGCUCAAGCGGGCGCUGUGCGUCAGUGCUGCAUCGGCACGAUCGCAGUUCUCUUCAAAAAUGAGAACAAAUCAUGCCAAAAUGUAAAUUUCAACCUUAUCUUAUAUUAAUUUUCUUCUUAGACAUAAGUAACUUGAGAACAUUUGCAAUACAAAGAGAUGAAAUUGGCACUGAAAAUCAGAAAUUGUACAAAAAAUACUGUCUCGGGCAAUAUCCCCUUUGGAAAAACUGUUCGAAAAUUCGUCAGAGCGCAAACGAAAAAUCAGGCAAAAUACAAUUUGACCUACUUAACGGCAGAAACACAAAAAAUGAGCGCCAAAAGGACUAUGGUCCUACUAAUAUUUUAGCAUCAAACUUGGCUACCCCACCAUUCGAGCCCCAGAGAAUGGCAAAGCAGCAGCAGCGUCGAAGACGCACAUCGGCCCCUCCAAGGUUUAGUCCAAAAGGUUCUGGAAGGAGAAGGUCAACUCUUCCACAAAACCAGGAGUCCAAUAAUAGGUGGCGCCGCCAAACUAUGCCUGAUUUGAUGAAUUUUCCAACAGCAUCCACUACAAGUACUGCCGGGACGACCACAACUGCUCGACCAAUGACGCCUAAAGCGUCUAUAAACCCGGUGUUUAAUAAGCCUCUGCGAACUCCAAAAAAGAAAGGCAUCCAAUGGAAUAAAAUUAUUAAAGGCGUAAAGGACAAGCACAAGGGAAAGGCAUCUAGCAGCAGAAGCACGGCCGAGGGGGACGAGAGUUCCACAACACCGUCAAAUAGAGAGGAUGUCGAGGUUGACGUCACAAUGCCAGACUCGACUGCCUCUAGUGAUGAACGCAGAACCAGCAGAGGAACAUCAUCAUCUAUAUCAGACUCAGAGGCUUUGUCAGGUGUCACAAACAUAAUGGAAUUUUAUGGAGUAGAGCGCCUGGCCGACGCUGGCAGUAUCUCCACUACCCCAAAGUCAACGGGAUCAGAUGAAGAGUCCACACCUAUAAAUUCUGCGAGCAGGUCUGCAAGGGCAACAACAGCAAGUGCUGAUGAAGAGGAUGGUGAGGAUGGAGAAGAUGAUGAAGACGCGGAGGAUGAGGAGACGACGACAAAAAGUUCAUCUAAGGACAAAAAUAAAGAUAAGGUAGAUACUGUAACAACGCCAGUGCAAAAUGAAGCGGCUGAACAAAAUGAGAUGCGCACGACACAGCUGUCGCCCUAUACAAGCCUAAGUCGCACUACCCCAUCAUCAACAGUUGAAAAUCGUGUGGGUGAUGAAACGGAGAAACCAGAAAGAGAAAAAACACAACAGUCGCCUGCUACAAACCCAAGUCGCACCACAUCUUCAUCAACAUCGGAAAGCCGCUAUGAAGAAACAGAGAAACCGGAAAAAGUGAAAAAAUCAGAAACAACUAAAAGUGAGCCAUCAGAGACAGUGAGUGUGCAAAUCAGCAAACCUGAAACUGAAGGAGACAUAGAAACUACAUCGGCAAUUACGUCACCCACUAACUUGAAAGACAAAAAAUCUGAAGUCGGCAUGAUGACUCAAUCAACGUCGACAGCUAAAGUGGACAAAGAGGGUGGUAAAGAUAACAGCGUAGAUAACAAAGAGGGAUCGGCAACAAAUAGCAACGCUAAGUUGGGGGAGACAACGUCUGAAAAACCUAAAGACAAAAUGAUCAGUACUGCAAUAGAUGAAGAACAAAUGAAUGAUUCUUCAAAGGCCAGUGUGAAGACAACAGUAGAUGACUCAAUUUUUUCAAAGGUAGCAGCUAAAAAUUCUUCAGAUGGAGAUAGCAAUAAAAAAGAGGAUUCAAGCACUAAAGAGGGUAUCACAAAAGAGGAUGAAAAGAAAGAAUUGGAAAAUAAUAAAAAGGAAGAAAAUAACAAGCAGGACAGCAAAAAGGAGGAUGAAAAAAAAGAUGAGACCAAGAAAAUGGAAAGUAACACAACAACGGUGGAUCCUAGUGAAGAGGAUACAAGCGACGAUGAAGAGGAGGGCAAUGGGGAAGAAACAGACCCAGAGGAUGAAGAAGAAGUAACAACAAAUAAAAAUCAAGCUGAUUCUAAAGUUGUUAGAACCUCCAAUGCUCCAGAAAAUUCAGCCAAGGCUCCAUCGACGGCUGCUUCAGAUGCUCUUGAUGAGUGAAUAUGCACAUGUUUUACAUAAUAAAAAUAAAAUUUAAUUAAAUAAAGCAAA